Raphanus sativus (radish) is the source of this 2349-nucleotide messenger RNA. Its product is annotated as protein transport Sec1a. Bases 2 to 2152 code for a protein of 716 amino acids. NCBI's taxonomy places the organism in Eukaryota, Viridiplantae, Streptophyta, Magnoliopsida, Brassicales, Brassicaceae. The transcript is spliced from 21 exons. Gene Ontology annotation, cellular component: plasma membrane; secretory granule. The record is from RefSeq and is a predicted model, not a curated record. Gene Ontology annotation, biological process: vesicle-mediated transport; intracellular protein transport. Gene Ontology annotation, molecular function: syntaxin binding.
CAUGCAUACCAACAAUUCCUCUCUCUCUCUAUCCGUCUCUUCCUCUAACUCUAUCUAUGAUGAGAUCACUCGUCUCUCUUCUUCUUCAUCCUCAUCUCAUCUCUCUUUACCGUCUUCCAUCAAUAUGUCCUUCUCCGAUUCAGAAUCCUCCUCUCAUCCCCGCGACGGCGGUGAUCAUAAGUUCUUUCGCCAGAUCAGCCGCGACCGGUUGCUACACGAGAUGCUUGGAUCUACCAAAACAGGGGAUUCAAAAGCUUGGAAGAUACUUAUCAUGGACAGAGUUACGGUUAAAGUUAUGUCAAAGUCCUGUAAAAUGGCUGAUAUCACCGAUCAAGGCAUUUCCUUGGUAGAAGAACUUUUCAAGAGAAGGGAACCAAUGCCUGGCAUGGACGCUAUCUACUUUAUCCAACCUUCCAAAGAAAACAUUGUUAUGUUUCUAUCUGACAUGUCUGGGAGGGAACCCUUGUACAGAAAGGCAUAUAUUUUUUUCAGUUCAACUAUCCCCAAAGAACUGGUGAAUCACAUCAAAAGUGAUACAAGCGUCUUACCACGCAUUGGUGCAUUAAGAGAGAUGAACAUGGAAUACUUCCCCAUGGACAAUCAGGGAUUUCUAACUGAUCACGAGGAAGCAUUGCAAACGCUCUAUGCUGAAGAUGCUGAGAACUCUCGCCAUUUUAAUAUUUGUUUGAAUAUGAUGGCUACUAGAAUCUCUACCGUGUUUGCUUCACUCAAGGAAUUUCCCUUUGUUCGGUAUCGAGCUGCAAAGUCCACGGCCCCACGUGACUUGGUUCCUUCAAAGCUUGCUGCUGCUAUUUGGGACUGUAUCUCUAAAUAUAAAGCCAUUCCCAACUUCCCCCAGACGGAAACAUGUGAGCUGCUCAUUUUGGAUAGAUCAGUGGAUCAGAUUGCUCCUAUCAUACAUGAAUGGACCUAUGAUGCUAUGUGCCAUGAUUUGCUUGAUAUGGAGGGGAAUAAACAUGUUAUUGAGGUUCCCAGCAAAACUGGUGGGCCUCCGGAGAAAAAGGAGAUAGUGCUUGAAGAUCAUGAUCCAGUGUGGCUUGAGCUUCGACACACACAUAUAGCAGAUGCGAGCGAGCGUUUGCAUGAGAAAAUGACCAACUUUGCCUCAAAGAACAAAGCCGCACAAAUGAGAUCAAAAGAGGGUAGCGAGUUGUCUACGCGUGAUCUGCAGAAAAUAGUACAGGCUUUGCCACAAUACGGAGAGCAAGUUGACAAACUAUCCACUCACGUAGAGAUAGCUGGAAAAAUUAACAGAAUAAUCAGAGACAUGGGACUUAGGGAUCUAGGGCAGCUGGAACAAGAUCUUGUUUUCGGAGACGCAGCUGCCAAGGACGUUAUCAAUUUCCUCAGGACAAAUCAGGACACAAACCCGGAGAACAAGUUACGACUAUUGAUGAUUUAUGCAACGGUGUACCCGGAGAAGUUCGAAGGUGACAAGGGCGUGAAGCUAAUGCAGCUUGCUAAGUUAUCACCCGUGGAUAUGAAAGUUAUAAGCAACAUGCAAUUGAUAGCUGGAUCUCCAGAAAACAAGGCUAAGUCUGGUAGUUUCUCCCUCAAAUUUGACACCGGAAAGACAAAACAAGCAAACAGGAAAGAUAGGUCUGGUGAAGAAGAAACGUGGCAACUGUUCCGGUUUUAUCCCAUGCUCGAGGAGCUACUUGAGAAACUUGUGAAAGGAGAUCUGUCCAAAAGCGACUAUUUAUGCAUGAACCAAUCGAGUCAUAAGGAGGAGGAGAGUGAAACCCGAACAGGAUCAGUUAGGAAGAGCGCUGCAGCUCCUACAGCGGUUCCAGAGCGUAAAGCCACCCCUCAUUCUAUGAGAUCAAGACGGACUGCAACUUGGGCACGUCCUCAUGCUUCUGACGAUGGAUAUUCCAGUGACUCAGUGCUGAAAAGUGCUUCACUGGACUUGAAGAGGCUGGGGCAACGCAUCUUUGUGUUCAUUAUUGGUGGGGCAACUCGAUCCGAGCUCCGAGUUUGCCACAAGUUGACAAGCAGUUUGAGGAGAGAAGUGGUACUAGGCUCCACUAGUUUCGACGAUCCCCCACAAUACAUCACGAAGCUGAAACUACUGUCGGAGAAAGACAUAGCAGGGGCUCCUGCUCAGCCCUUCAAACCACAAUACUGGUGAACUUGACGCAGCAGCUCAAGUCUUGAAACCUUUUAGGACAAAUUCCACUUGUUAUUUUGUUCUUGUUUCUCCAACUCUUUACCUUUUGCUUCUUUUCCUUAUUUUUAUUUUUCCUUUUCAUUUGAUGGACGUUAUUCUACAUGUCACAAUUAACUCUAUAUAAUAAGGGCAACCCCAACGGGGAUAUGAGCACAGCA